AUGCAUGGAUGUACCGUGACAAGGAUUUUCUCUAUUGUGCAGAAAGAGCAUCGACCAGCAUGGCCUGUACUUCGUCAGCUUUACUGCCCGCGCGGUCUCCGCACUCACUAUCCUCUUCAACCCCGGAUAACUCCGCUCGUGGCGAAACGGGGAGCUACAACAACAAACAAAAGGCUCUAUAUCGACCAUGAUAUCCGGCCUGCUGCCGAGAUCAACCGUCAACUCUCCUUCACCCAGGAAGUGUUUAACAAAUCACUCGCGCUGACCCACAGCCGAAUGAACGAUGUGACUGAGUUGCGGUGCGCGCUUUUCAAUACGAACGGCUCCCUCGUGUCCUCGGAGACUCUCAUGACCAAAGUUGACAUCGCGAAACAAUACGGAAUAGACAUGCGCGACCUGCGUAAUGCCGAUCUCGUAUCUGAGGGAUCUCCACACAUCCUGGUCCGGCCUUCCACGAUAUUCAUCAGCAUCUUCUCUUUGCGGCUACUCAUCCAGUCAGACCGGGUACUCCUUUUUCUUCUUGACUCUGAAAGCGACGAUGUCAAGAUGGAGGAUAUAUUCGAGCAGAAUCUGCAAUCGAGGAUACGCACUGACCCGGGGCCCGACGCUAUGCCAAGUCUUCCCUACGAGUUGCGUGUCGUCGAUGCCGCUCUGGCAUCAGUUACAGCAGUCCUUGAAGCGGAGCACCUUCUACUUCGAGAGGAGGUUGGACAACGACUCCGCGAUUCGCAACGGGAGGAAGGCGUGCACUCCACUUUACGUGAGCUGCUAGAGCAUAGAAAGAAACUGGUUACCAUCGAGCAACGUGCACGUCAGGUACGCUCUGCACUGCAAGAGCUUCUCAACAACGACGAAGACCUGGCCAUCAUGUAUUUGUCAGAUCAGCGUGCGGGUAAGCCGCAUGCCAUUGCAGACCAUCAAGAAGUCGAAUAUCUCUUGGAGGCAUAUUACAAGAAUGCCGAUGCAAUUGCCGAAUCUUCCAACGCUCUGGGAGGGAACGCCAGUCGCACGGCAGGGGCGAUUGAGUCGAUGCUAGAUGUGCGGCGCAAUCAGAUCCUGAUUUUAGAGGCACAGCUUGAGAUUUGGAUGCUCGGUCUUGCUGUGCCGACCAUCGUGGCGGGCCUAUUUGGAAUGAAUGUGAUCAACUAUUUCGAAGAGAGUACCUCGGCAUUUGCUGUGCUUGUCUCGGCGUGUGCGGUAGGAACUAUGCUUAUUGCACGGUACGGGAUGAGGAGACUCAAAAGGAUCCAGAAGAUGCAGCUUUAG
Penicillium lagena is the source of this 1266-nucleotide messenger RNA. RefSeq names its product CorA family magnesium transporter. Lineage: Eukaryota; Fungi; Ascomycota; Eurotiomycetes; Eurotiales; Aspergillaceae. Gene Ontology annotation, biological process: mitochondrial magnesium ion transmembrane transport. The record is from RefSeq and is a predicted model, not a curated record. The transcript has a single exon. The coding region runs from base 1 to 1266 and encodes 421 amino acids. Gene Ontology annotation, cellular component: mitochondrial inner membrane. Gene Ontology annotation, molecular function: magnesium ion transmembrane transporter activity.